AUCUCAGAGAUUCUCGCCCAUCCGACCCGGGGGAACUCGCCCGAGUCGGGGCACUGAGUCGCCCGAGUUUCGUCCUGCCUUCGUAAAAAUACGCGACGACCCGAGAGAGGGGGCGAGAGAGAGAGAGAACGAAUCUCCCCGUCCUGAAUCUAAAGACAUUCUUUAUAAGGAGGAGCUGCUUGCACCUCAGUUUUUGCGGCGUAGGCAAAUGUAGAGAGAGAAUCGUCGCAGGAAAUCGAAAGUCCCCAUCGAGAAGAAGAGGAAGAAGAAGACGAAAGGGAAGGGAAGGGAAGGGAAGGGAAGGGAAGGAAAUCUUGGGGGAGAGAGAUGGAACUGAGCUUGGAUUUGAGCUUGGCUCGGGAGCCUCGGCCGGUGUCCGAAUUCUUCAGGGAGGUGUCCGGGAUCCCAGAUCGCGACGAAAGAUUGUCGAAACUCGAUGACUAUGUGGCGAGAUUGGAGGAGGAGAGGAAGAUAGACCCUUUUAAGCGCGAGCUCCCUCUUUGCAUGCUGGUCUUGAACGACGCUAUGGAAAGGUUGAAGGAGGAGCGAUUGCAGUGCAAGGAAAUGGAAUUUAUUCGACCGAACAGGAAUUCUGAUAAAGAUAAGAGGGCAGAAGUGGAAAACAAGGAUUCUUGUGAUCAGAGGAAGUGGAUGAGCUCUCCUGAUCAGAAUCUGGAUCAGUACGCAGCCGAGAAGAACCCAAUUGAGCCGUGUAGCUACAAGAAGAAAGGGGGGGCGUUCUUGCCAUUUGGCCUCCAUAGAGCUCCUCCGAAGGAGGGCAAGGAUUCUUCACCGAUUUCUAGACUUACCCUUUCGACUCCGGGCUCUAUGUUGGCCUCUCCUGAUAAUGAUAAUAUCAAGAAGCUCAGUUUUGAGGCGCCCUUCUCGACGGACCAUGAGAAAUUGCAGAAAAGCCCACAGCAGGCGCAGCAGCACCGGCUGCAGCAGCAUCAACUUAGGAAGCAAAGGCGGUGCUGGUCACCUGAGCUCCACCGCCGGUUUGUGGAGGCGUUGGAGCAGCUCGGUGGAGCGCAGGUGGCUACUCCAAAACAAAUCAGAGAACUCAUGCAAGUGGAAGGCCUCACUAAUGACGAAGUUAAAAGCCAUUUACAGAAAUAUAGACUUCAUGUCAGGAGAAUCCCAUCACCAUCUGCCGCCGUGGAAAAUGGCUUAUCUUUAGUGCAAGAACGAAGUGGCGUGGACCACUCAGAGCUGAGGACCUCAGAGUCUGAUUCUCCCCAAGGCCCUCUCCUUGCCUGUGCAUCUGCUCGAGCAGCUUCUAGUGCUGGAGGGGGAAGCGCGGAGAUGACAGAUGAAGAAGAGAACUCUGAAGGCCACAGUUGGAUUACUGUGCUCGGAGAGAAAAUCACAGCCCAUUAAACUCAGCGACCAAAACCGCACACGGGAUCUUAGAACGUUAAAAUAAAACUCAGGUGAUGAGAGAAACUAACGAUCAUUUUCUUUCUUUUUUAACUAAGGCAUUUUCGGAGGGGAGAAAUUUCGGCGGUUUUAGUCGAGAGAGAGUAGAGAAGCCUUGGAUUUGAUUCCUCUUCUCCGUGUUUUACGAACUUGUUCUCUGUUUGUAUUAUAGCUUGGGCUCCAUAUCAUCCCUGGAUGAAGAGGUUUUUCCUGGAGCCCUUGAUGGAUUCAUGAGGUUAUGUAACACUACUGACUUUUUAUCGAAUGUGAGGUUGUCCAAUACUCCCAAGAAGUUAUGAACGAGAUUGCCGCCA
Messenger RNA from Eucalyptus grandis, 1733 nucleotides. RefSeq names its product transcription factor HHO5. NCBI's taxonomy places the organism in Eukaryota, Viridiplantae, Streptophyta, Magnoliopsida, Myrtales, Myrtaceae. Gene Ontology annotation, biological process: regulation of DNA-templated transcription. Gene Ontology annotation, molecular function: DNA-binding transcription factor activity; DNA binding. The record is from RefSeq and is a predicted model, not a curated record.